GCUGGCAAGUGUAGCAUCAGCCCUCACCGCGGAACGGCUUUCCUGACAAAAUUUGUUGUCCAGUGCAGUGGAUUUUCUGACAGCAACUUACCACUGACAUACAAAGUCAUAGUAGCUUCCGACGUAUCCAAAACUGCCAAAAUUAACUCGGUGAAGGACAACACAUUUGGCACAAUUCUGUACUUUGGCUAUCAGCCUAGAAUGCCUCCAUCUCUCCUCCCAGUUGGUGAACCCUCUCGGAGGUAUGCUCUGACACUGUACGUUCAAGUGUGUGAUUCUCUGGGGGCGUUUACCCAACUGAGUCUGCAUGUCAGAGCACAGAACCCAUUGAGAAGUCGACCGCUAGCUGUUGUGUUUCAUGAACUGCUUGCCUCAGUGAGUGGUUUAAGUGCGCCCAUGACAGCUUAUCUCCAGACCGGAGACUAUUUUAAUGCGGGUUAUUUGGCUUAUCUUGCAGCCUCUGUCCUAAACUACAUCGAAGCUGCACCAACGCUCCCGAUGCCCAAGGCUCAGUUGAGGGAAAGCUUGAUUAAGGCAGCCCUGAAUAUUUCGGUUGAGAGCACGACAGAAAUUAACCAAGUGGUAGCCUCUCUUUUUCAAGUCACAGAGAAACUUAAGGAAGUGAAUGCUCAAUUGCAAGAGAUUGCCAAAGCAAUUAAAAUUAUUGGCAAAGUCCCUGGGGAGGAAGACACUGUCAUGGAAACCAGCAACUGGAAAAUCACUUUGAUGAAGGACGAAAACUGGAAUGUUGCAAAUGCUUUCUCUACCACAGAAGCCUGCAGGAAUUGUUUCUAUCCAACACUAAAAACUGGAAACUCUUCAAGAUUGUCUUACGAUGCAGUCAUUUCCACUGCCCUGUUUGAGUUUGAUGAAAACCCUUUCCCUUGGUUGAAUUAUACUUCAGAAAUUGCAACAGCCAUCUUGGGCUUCAAAAUGGCAGAGACCAAGGCUAAUGGGGAUCUGCAAGGGAUCCUGCCUGAAGAAGCAAACGUCCUUAUCGCUAGGAAAGACACCGAGUCGUCAACAUUUCAGUUAGCAAUGGGACCUGAUAAAACACAAACCUACACAACCGGAGGAUUUAGUCUUGAAGUGAACAGAGAUACCAAAAUCAUAUACAUCCAGAUCCUGACCAAAUUACAAGUGGCUUUCCAGGUGCUAGUGUUCACAGGCACUAAUGUCACUCAGAAUUUUCCCAUAGCCUCUUUUGAUGCUUUUCACAACAUGACAACGGUGGCAAGCAAAACCAAGGCAGUUGAUGAAGAGUGUAACAUCAAGGCUCCUUACAUCAUCUGCCUCCCAGAGUCAGUGCUGAAAGUUGCAGCUCAAGGAAGCGGUGCCCAGAGUCGGAACAUUUCCAUCAUCUUGCUGACCCCCUACAUCACAAGGUAUCCAAACAUGAGGCUGGUGAGCAUACACACUUUUAGCGAUCACUGCUUGUUUCUGGGGGGAGUUCAAAAUCAGUGGAGGGAAGACAUGUGCAGACUUGGUUCCCUGACCAACUGGCAACGGGUACACUGUGUCUGCAGCAUGAAGCGGAGUCACAGGAGUCGGUCAGUCCUCACUGCGUCAAAUACAUCCACAUUUGACAUCAAGUUCCUGGCAGCCAAAGUCAUCGUUACUCCCAACACAGUAGAUCUGAAAAGAAACCUAAUAGCAGACAUCCCUAAGAACCCCGUGACUCUUCUAACAGUGCUCUUCAUUUUUUCAGCCUACUUUCUUUUGUCUCUCUGGGCCGUGCGAAAAGACAGGGCUGAGAUGGUCAGCAAAGACAAAAUUAUCGUUCUGCCCGACAACGACCCCUUUGAUAAAGUCAGCUUUUUGGUCACUUUGUACACUGGCAGUCGCUGGGGAGCUGGGACCAACGCAGACGUUUUUCUUCAGCUCAUCGGCCAGAACGGCACAAGUGAUAUCCACUGCUUACGGCACCCACAGUUCCCUGCUUUCCGUCAAGGAAGCACUGACUGUUUUCUCUUGACUACAAAGGAAGACCUGGGAGACAUCCUCGCCUUCAGGGUCUGGCACAAUAACAGAGGCCCAUCGCCAGGCUGGUUCUUAAGCAGAGCCAAAGUUGAACACGUGUCUGCUCGGAAGACCUGGUUCUUUAUGUGCAGGAAAUGGCUUGCCCUUGACAAGGGAGAUGGCUUACUAGAAAGGACA
Messenger RNA from Meleagris gallopavo (turkey), 2157 nucleotides. Lineage: Eukaryota; Metazoa; Chordata; Aves; Galliformes; Phasianidae. The record is from RefSeq and is a predicted model, not a curated record.